CAACUUCUGUGGAACUUGGAGAUUAUUGGUCAAGGUCUUCUUCUUCAGUUAGAAGAUAUAAACAUUAUUACUAAAUGCAUUGAAGUUUUAGAAUCAUGGACUGUUGGGUUGUGGCUUUCAGCGCCCACCAUACCAUCACCUCUUUUAGAAAACCCCAGUUUCUUUAUUAUAAUUAUUUUUGACCAAAUUACUAAAGUGUUUAUUCCAAGAGUUUUUGGUGAACUUUCAAAGUAUCAUUAUCUAAUUAUCCAGCAUUGCGCCUUAUGUGCCAAAGCUGUUACCUUGAUUCAAGAAAACACUCGACGCAUUAAUUCACGAAUUUCCUAUAAAACUUGGAAAAAGAUGCUUAUUAUAAUGAUGAGCAUAACAGAUUUAUUUUUUUCUCAAGCAAACAGUUUGGCUGACACUGUUUAUGACAAAAUGCGGAAAGAAACGUUAAAGUUUAUGUCUAAGUACUUAAACAAUUUAGUACUCAGAGCUUUGUUUGAAAUGUGGGUUGCAUCGUGCUCGCAUUGUUUCCCUGAUCCCACCCUCUGGAAAACACUAUUUUUCCACGCACAGUUUUGGCGGCACGAAUCUGCGUUUGUACCCCAGUGGAGUUUUCUUUCGAUAUCCUUGACCCAUCGCCUAUUGAGCAUCCUCUACGGGAAAGCAACCGGAGCGCCGAACCUUGUGCUAGACGGCCCGACCGAUUCUUCCCUCAUUGAACUGCAGGUUAAAGCUUUGGAACCUUUUAUAAUAGAAGAUUUCAAUAUCCAAUGCUUUGUGCACUGCUGGUUUCGUAUGCUCAUGCUCAUUGGCAAUCCAUGCGAAUUAGAGUUGUCCAUCUGCUUUUUACAAGCAAUGCAAGCUGUUUCUUCCAUUAUACUGUCAUUUAUAGAUGUGUCCGAACCUCCUGAAGAAGAACAAGCAACCCUGAAAGACUUUAUCUAUCAAUCCCUCGCUCGAUACCUUACCGGAAAAUACUACCCACCCUUUAUGCCCAGUGAUGACAGUUUUAUUAUAAAAGAAAAAAAAUUACAAAAAAGAAAUAAUUAUCUGAAGCCCCCCUGUGGAAACAGCAUCUUGAAUUUAUUUGGGGAGUGGCUCGUUGAAGCAGCCUAUAGUCCAUUCCACCAGGGGCGGGCUCAGGCCAUCGGAAUCCUCUGCCGCAUCUUUUCUUCUUCUAAACAAGACGCUCGCCCCUUUUUGCUGACCUACUUGGCCAGAUUUUACAUCGCUGUGACAGACGCGCUAGAAAGCGGAGACGGUAUGGUCACAACUCUGGUCAUUAUGAACUCGGAAAGGUUGUUUCUUAAUAAGCUACAGGGAAUGAAGCUCCUAGUUGUUCCAUUUCUUGUUGCAUUGGAGAAGACUUUAACUUCUAAGGAGCCAAGCUAUCAGGUCCCUUACUUUGUAACGCUUGAAAAAUUACGCCGCACGGCAAUACAGAUACUGCUAUCUCUCUUUCUCUAUCCCAACUAUUAUAAAGAGUUAUAUGCGCUGAGAUGCUCUUCUAGCAAUUUAAAUUCCCUUCAAAUUAACGAUUUAAAAAGAGGGGAAGAUUCGUCUACUUCGUCUUCAGAUUCUGUGCACGUAAAAGUUACAAAAAAUGCGCCUCACGUAGAACAGAAAAGUGUAGAAUGCGAGGACGCCUUAUUCAACUUUUCCGAUCUUCGAGCUAGCGGACCUUUUUUGUUCAAAAAGCAAGCCUACACAACUCUCUCCUUGAAGAAGACAUUUUCCAAUCAUUGGCCCCGAAAGCAUUCUGUUCACUCAACGCGCUCUCUCCUUCCCGUGGACGCCUCUUUCAAACAGCCCUCGGAAUUUUCUGUGGAACCCUCACCAAGCACAGUCAUAACUGUAUUAUAUAACACCAUAGAACUUACUUCUAAGGGACCUUUAAAAAGCACUAUUAACUUGUCUAAGACAAAAAGUACAAGCUUUCAAGAAAACCAUCAGUUCAAUAAGAAAGAACUUUACCUUGGAAAAAACAUGCUUUACUACACUUUACUCCGAGCUUUCAUCAGUGAAAAGUACGCAGACAAUCUCAAAACGUUAUUGUGUAUAUUCCACGUCUAUUUAGAAAAUGUCCAUACUUCCGCCCCUACCAUGGCUCAGAACAUUGCCAAAAUCGUUUACCGGAGACUUUCGGUCGAAAAUAAUGCUUGGGCAACUUCCGUGGCGCUGACCGCUUUCGACGUUCUUGCAGGCUUUGCAGCUUUGCAAGAAUAUCUGGUGGUCAAGGAUCUCGUCUAUUUCCUAUGCAGUUAUAUUGACGGCUGCAUAAGACUGCCUCCCCAACGACAAACGCAGGAUCUUCAUUUAAAAAUUGCAGGAGCAUUUCGUUGCUUACUGGCAUGGAGUGGCACAUCCCCUGUUCUCAGCAAUGAGGGCGUUCUCCAGCAAGUGUUACAGGCUAUAGAAUUAGGUUUAACUGGAAAGUGCAGUGGUGUAAUGCGCGGUGAUAACAAUUUUAAAAACCUCUCUUUGCGAGAAUUUGCGGUAGAAAAACCGACUCCCCCCUCUAAAAGGGUAGAGAAUACAGCUGAGCAGCUCCUGUUAUUCCUUCUAGGCAAUACCCAAAAUAAUUUUUCAUCACGGACUUUGCUUACAGCAAGCCAAGGGAUAAACCCUAAAGAAAAUGUUCGGCAUUUCGCUGUUGAUAAAAACUUUAUUAUAUCCUUUGCCGAAUCCGAAUUGGAAAAUUCUUGUAAACGUUCUUCGAUCAUUAUAAUUAGGGACCAGAACGGACUUUUCUCUUUUGAGUACCGCUUAAAAUUGCUAGAAGAAGAAAAAUCGGGAUCCCAGAGAAGUCAAAGGGAGCUCCGACUUACAAACGUUCUUGAUCAAAGUAAAUCUGUACCCAGUUAUGACGAAGGCGAUUUACCAUUGGCGGAACUUCCUCACUACGGAGAAUGUUACCUGCCUUCACUCAUGAGCACUGUUCCGGAGGCCGAACUGGACUUUUUCUCUCAGCUCCACGAUAUAUGCUACUGGCAGUUCGAGCAGGAGUCGCAGACAGAUGGCUCUUCUGACUCAGCCUCCGCGAUUCCUGUAGGAGAAUACCCCCCAUACUCCCCGGUUAGAAUGGGCUCCCUUAGGGGGCGGCAAUUUAUGUCUCACUUAAACUUUAUUUCUUUUGAAAAUGGACCAGCUAACUCUCGCCAGCCACGUGUUGUAGAACUUUUAUCGUCUGAAGACUUCUAUUCUUCCCUUCAAGAACUCGACUCCUUACCUGAAUGCGAAACAGAGACUUUCACGAUAUUUUAUGCUAGGAAGGGCAUGUGUCUACCCCACCAACUAUUGGAGCAUUGGGAGCCUGUAUGGAACUCUAGCGAAUUUAUGAGUUUUCUUCAAACUUUAGGGAGAGCGAGAGGAUGUGCUACAUUGCGAUACUUCAAGUAUUUCACCUCCCAUACUUCAAGCCCAGAAGUAUUUUUUUACAGAGAUAACUUUGGAGAGACUGUCUUCCACGUGCCAGCUUGCAUUGAAGAUCUUUACCCUUCUGACGGUGAAUUUGGCGAUCUGAAGCUUGACAUUGAGUGCACCAGCGAAAUUAAAAAGGAAACAAACAUCCGCAGCGUUCCCUAUGAUAAUUAUCCAGAGAGCUCUAACACGAGCCGCAAACCGUUCCACCAAGAUAGAGUAACGUUGAUUGAAAAGGCGAAUAUAACAGUCAAAAGUUGCGCCUUAAUAAUCUGGCUAGAAAAUCUACAGGAUAUCCCUGUUUUCCCUUUUAAGGAUUCAACUAAACUUCUCAUAUACAUUUAUCCUCUGAAACGCAACUUGUAUAGAAUUAUUAUCAGCGGACCCCCUUUACAUGGUCCUCUCUUAGAUGGAAUGAUUGUCAAUAACGAAGUGCUUGGUCGCAUGACUAGAGCCACCCUCUUAAACUUUUCUAGGCAUUUACGAAUUAAUAUGGACGUUAUGACAAGACCUAGCCACGUCAGGAAACGUUUCAUCGAGGGGAUCGCCAGUAGAUACCACCGAAAAGAGGGCCAAGACGAUGUGCCGAUCGAACUUCUUUAUAAAUAGUUGUUAGUAUUAAAGAACGUAAGGGUUAAGUACGGAGCACACAAUUCUUAUGACACUUUUUUUGGUGAAAUUAUUCCGGGUCUAAUAUAGUAUAUAAGUUUG
This is a messenger RNA of Zophobas morio, 4119 nucleotides long. RefSeq names its product ral GTPase-activating protein subunit beta-like. Lineage: Eukaryota; Metazoa; Arthropoda; Insecta; Coleoptera; Tenebrionidae. Gene Ontology annotation, molecular function: GTPase activator activity. The coding region runs from base 343 to 4017 and encodes 1224 amino acids. Gene Ontology annotation, biological process: regulation of small GTPase mediated signal transduction; activation of GTPase activity. The record is from RefSeq and is a predicted model, not a curated record. The transcript has 33 exons.